Messenger RNA from Sporothrix schenckii 1099-18, 351 nucleotides. RefSeq lists its product as uncharacterized. NCBI's taxonomy places the organism in Eukaryota, Fungi, Ascomycota, Sordariomycetes, Ophiostomatales, Ophiostomataceae. Bases 1 to 351 code for a protein of 116 amino acids. The transcript has 2 exons. The record is from RefSeq and is a predicted model, not a curated record.
AUGCCCGGAUGCCUUGAUAUUGAUCGUCACCUCGGCCAAGGCACGGACGGACCCAAGGGAACCAAGGCCGUUUCGUGGCCUACAGACAACAAGCGCAUGCAUGAAAACGAUGGGUCUCUGCAAAAGCAACAUAACAACAAAAAAAGGAACAGCCAAGCAGACAAUGCAUCAGGGGAUACCGUAGCCAAUACCAAGUACGCCGCAGUGGGGCGACUGGACGUCCGCGCCGCAGGGUGCAUGCAGAAGAUGGAAGCGGAGAGAAACCCAGAGGCGCCACAAGCGAGGACACGAGCAAAAGCUGAAGACGACAAAGAUAAAGGCGACCAACGUGACAGCGUAGAGGUCAAGUGA